AUGCGACUGAUAACAUCAGUAGGAGUGAUCAUUCUGUUGGUUGGAUCUUGCAUGGCCAAUCAAGACUUUCUGAUAAACUCUUUAAACGAGUGUAUAAAAACAGAGUCCUGGACGUCUUGUUUGAAGCAUCAAGUUUUAACUUAUCUCGAUAACAAAUUAGGAACCACCACGGAAGCAAGAUCACUCGAAACAGUUGACGAGGCAAUCGUCGCCAGGACCUUCAAGUAUCUGAAGAGUUUCGAUUACGGAAUUGAUUUACCUUUCGUCGAUGCUAACUUGAAGUACAGACCUAGCAGGAGCUUGGCUGAUCUUGACAUUGAAUUCAAGGAUAAUGAUGUAGCUACCAGUCAAGCUCGAGGACUUUUGAAGAAAAAACUCUUGUUACCGUUCUUAUUGCUGUUGAAAUUGAAGUUAAAGGCUUUAAUGCCCAUCUUUGUCGCUAUUAUUGGAUUAAAAGCGCUAAAGGCUCUUGUCCUGUCGAAGCUUGCCAUACUUAUCGUGGUCGGAUUUGUUGCUAUGCAGUUUUUUAAGAAAGGCGGCAUGAUGAUGCCGAUGGGAAUGUCCAUGGAACCGACAUCGGCAUAUGGUGCUCCACCUUCGCUCUCAACGACGUCGAGUUAUGAUCCAGCCAAUACGUGGGACGGCAACGGUCCUUAUUCCCGCGUUUGGAUGCCGACCAAUGGUGUGGAAAGCCAAAAUCUUGCUUACAGCUAUUAUUCGCCCGGCAGUAGCUCCAGCUCGUACAGCUCAGUAGGAUCGUCUUCGUCGUCCUCAUCUUCAAGCAGCUCAACGAACUACAACUGAACUCGUUCUAAUGUCCCACUAACGACGUAUCGAUCGAUUGCCCGAUGUUGCCCUCGUGAACGCAUUCCCGAUCGUACGUCAGCAAAUAAGAUACGACCAAAGAAACGCACGCCAAAUAAUCAAGUAGUUCGCAAACGAUCGAUGCUGACGCAACGUCAGUUUUGUUAACGAGAGAGCGUCACAUUCAAAGACUGUCGGCUCCGCGCCGGCUAUAAUUGUAGAAUCGUUUUGUCGGUUCAACAAAGCUCACAUCGAGAAAUUAGUUGUGCUAAUGGAAUUUUUUAUUACGUUUAAGAAUCCAUAUUCGUAAUCCUGAUACUGUUAUGUCUAAUAGUCAGAAUACGACAAAAUACAAUUAAAUUUAAUUUUUCUUAGAGAAUUAUAUUCAAAAUAUAUCGACAAAGCUAUUCGCCACUUUUCUUUGAGUGUACAUGUACGCGCCAAUGGAUAAUUACCAAUAAUCAUCUUUGUAUUAUGCAGAGAAUCUUGACAAUGCAAUUAUCAUGAUAUGAUACAGAUAUGUUGCUGAAUAUAUUUGUGAAAUGGUACAAGAUUAUUUUUUCGAUGGCCAUUGACUUUUUUUAUUUAUGUCUUGUAUGACAUAAUUAUUUAUUAUUAUCUUCGCAAUUGUUAAUAAAAGCAUUUCUUAUAAAAUAGAUUGAUUCAUUUCUCUAUCUAGACGAUGAUCAAGAAGGUUAAAAUUUAUUUAUGACUAUGCAUUUUUUAUUUUACCUUUUACUAUUUUCUCCCUAACUACACUUUUAAUUAUUUAUUCAUUAUUUUGUACAUUAUAUAUUUUAAUUUAAAUUUAGGUUUUCUACAUUUAAUAUUGAUUAUUGGCAUCUUUUGGAUUAAAUAAUGUUGUAAAAAUAUUUUCGAGAAUACACGCGCGCGCGCAAAAGUCUGGAUCCAUCCAAUAGAUGAACCCUAUGGAUAUUUUUUUAUUACGAGUUAUGUUGAGUGUUUACCAAAGGUACCAUAGGAUUACUUGAAGAAAUUGGUCACGUGUAUUAAUAUAACCAUAAACGUCUUGUAUAAUCGUUGAUUAAAAUAUUAUUAA
This is a messenger RNA of Monomorium pharaonis (pharaoh ant), 1864 nucleotides long. RefSeq lists its product as uncharacterized. The record is from RefSeq and is a predicted model, not a curated record. Lineage: Eukaryota; Metazoa; Arthropoda; Insecta; Hymenoptera; Formicidae. The transcript has 2 exons. Bases 1 to 804 code for a protein of 267 amino acids.